CAAAACUCUCAAAGAUAACAACAACACUCUCUGUUUCUCAUGGCUACAGAUCAAGAAAACCUACUCUCAGAUGAUUACCAAGAAACGGCGGCGUUUUGCGGGUGUAGGUAUCUCUGUAACUUCUGGUGGAGAAGAAGAGGAGACGGUGGCUGGAGCGGUAACUUGCAGGAAGAGAAAGGAGAAAGUUGGUGGACCAGGAAACUGAAGGGGCCAAAAGAGAUUUCUGAGAAAAUUGCGGGGCCAAAGUGGAAAAACUUUAUAAGAAGUUUUAGCAAUGGGAGGAAGAAGAUGAAGAGAGAUGUGGACUUCACGUACGAUCUCAAAAACUACAGUCUUAAUUUUGACGACGGAGGCGGAGAAAAUUCUUCACCGGAGAGGUUUAUAGCUACUCCGGCUGUUGUAAAAGUUUGAUAUUUUUCUCAACUUUUUUGUAUUCUUUUUUUAAUUGAUCAUGUUAUAAAUGUUAAUACCAAACAUAUACAAAGAGGUUAUAAAAUCAUUUAGGCGUUACUUGUUGUUCAA
Messenger RNA from Brassica napus (rape), 522 nucleotides. RefSeq lists its product as uncharacterized. Lineage: Eukaryota; Viridiplantae; Streptophyta; Magnoliopsida; Brassicales; Brassicaceae. The record is from RefSeq and is a predicted model, not a curated record. The transcript has a single exon. Bases 40 to 411 code for a protein of 123 amino acids.